Neopsephotus bourkii (Bourke's parrot) is the source of this 1569-nucleotide messenger RNA. Its product is annotated as mucin-5AC-like. The record is from RefSeq and is a predicted model, not a curated record. NCBI's taxonomy places the organism in Eukaryota, Metazoa, Chordata, Aves, Psittaciformes, Psittacidae.
AUGGGGGGCACCCACGGGCACCGGCAGCUCCUGGCGGUACCAGGUCUCGCCCACCCACCUUCUGCAUCCAACCCCGCAUCCAACCCCGCAUCCAACACCGCAUCCAACCCUGCAUCCAGCACUGCAUCCCACACCGCAUCCAGCACCGCAUCCAGCACAUCCAACCCUGCAUCCAGCACCGCAUCCAACGCUGCAUCCAACCCUACACCCAGCACUGCAUCCAGCACCGCAUCCAGCACCGCAUCCAGCACCGCAUCCAACCCUGCAUCCAGCACUGCAUCCAGCACUGCAUCCAACCCCGCAUGCAGCACUGCAUCCAACCCUGCAUCCAACCCCACAUCCAACCCCACAUCCAACCCCACAUCCAGCCCCACAUCCAGCCCCACAUCCAACCCCACAUCCAACCCCACAUCCAACCACACAUCCAGCCCCACAUCCAGCCCCACAUCCAACCCCACACCCAGCCCCACAUCCAACCCCACAUCCAACCCCACAUCCAGCCCCACAUCCAACCCCACAUCCAACCCCACAUCCAACCACACAUCCAGCCCCACAUCCAGCCCCACAUCCAACCCCACAUCCAACCCCACAUCCAACCACACAUCCAGCCCCACAUCCAACCCCACAUCCAACCCCACAUCCAACCCCACAUCCAGCCCCACAUCCAACCCCACAUCCAACCCCACAUCCAGCCCCACAUCCAACCCCACAUCCAACCCCACAUCCAACCCCACAUCCAGCCCCACAUCCAGCCCCACAUCCAGCCCCACAUCCAGCCCCACAUCCAACCCCACAUCCAACCCCACAUCCAACCCCACAUCCAACCCCACAUCUAGCAUCGCAUCCAGACCCGCAUCCAGCCCAGCAUCCAAUCCCCUAUCCAACACCACGUCCAGCACCGCAUCCAGCAUCGCAUCCAGACCCGCAUCCAGCCCAGCAUCCAAUCCCCUAUCCAACACCACAUCCAAUCCCCUAUCCAACCCCACAUCCAGCAUCACAUCCAGCACUGCAUCCAGCACUGCAUCCAGCCCCACAUCCAAUCCCACAUCCAGCACCACAUCCAGCAAUGCAUCCAGACCCGCAUCCAGCCCAGCAUCCAAUCCCCUAUCCAACAGCACAUCCAGCACCGCAUCCAGCACCGCAUCCAGCCCAGCAUCCACCCCAUCCAACACCGCAUCCAGCACCGCAUCCAGCACUGCAUCCAGACCCGCAUCCAGCCCAAAUGGAGGUGCCAAUGGACUGGGAUAUCAGGGCCCAGCGCGGCACCGCCACCGGCAUCACACGCGAAAGCAAAACAGAAUGAGAGUAAUCAUGAUCAUCAUCAUCAUCAUCAUCAUCAUCAUGUUAAUAACGGGAUGCGGAGGAACGAGAGACGCGGUGGACACGUGGCAAAUGGGAGCAGGCGGGGAGGAGGAGAAGGGCUGCGGAAACCCGCGGCGAGAUGCCAGGGCACUGCAUGGGGGCUCUGGCAGCACCGGCCCCGCUCUCUGGUGCGUGCAAAGGGCGAGGGAGCGCGUCCCCGUGUCCUGCAGCGCGGUGCCGGCGGCCCCGGGACGGUGCCAGCGGUGA